Molecule: messenger RNA, 2067 nt
Organism: Annulohypoxylon truncatum
Lineage: Eukaryota; Fungi; Ascomycota; Sordariomycetes; Xylariales; Hypoxylaceae
Exons: 3
Coding region: 1-2067 (688 amino acids)
Biological process (GO): regulation of transcription by RNA polymerase II
Molecular function (GO): RNA polymerase II cis-regulatory region sequence-specific DNA binding; DNA-binding transcription factor activity, RNA polymerase II-specific; protein binding
Source: RefSeq, a predicted model, not a curated record
AUGCCUGUCUCAUCGAAGCGAAGCCAGAGGACGCGCCGUCCUCGCGACGUUAGUCCGAGCCCAGCCCCGCUAGAGCAAUCCUCGCCGUCGCGUCCAGCUAAGCGCAGACGGAAGGUAGAUACCCCCUCUUCUUCUAGUCUACAUAUAUUUGCUGAACACGUGCCGAACAUCAAGGUCGAGGAACCUCAGUCGGAGCCCAUCGAGGACGAGGGCUCAAGCCUCACUGUCGACAACUCGAACCCUGAAGGUUCCAGCGACGAUGACCGACUGAUCACCCUUGUAACGCAGCAUUUAAAAAGCAUUCAUACCCAAGCUAGCCGAGACCACGCCAAUGCCAUACAUGAAUCUAAGACCGAGGAUAUAGAGGCUUACGCCAAGAUCUCUGCUCAAGACUGGACCUAUUAUAUUAGGUCUUUGUCUAUCAAUAUCGGCAGAACAUCAGAGCCGUCCCAUACGCGCCCUUCCGGACAGGACGACGAAGACAAGGACUUUGUUCAUAUCGACCUCGGUCCCUCUAAAACAUUCUCGCGCCAGACAGCCAUUAUCUACUACGACUCGGAUCCCGGUAAAUGGUAUCUCUUGCCGAAAGGACGGAAUGGGCUUAAAGUUGAUAAUGUCGCUCUCAAGAAAACGGAUGAUCCGCAUGCGCUUUCCAGUGGUGAAGUCAUUGAAAUCGGCGGCAUCGAGAUGAUGUUCGUCUUGCCAGGUAGCCUUGCCCCCCUUCGUAUCCAUCCUAUGUACCUCGAACAAGCAGGGAUCAAGCAACAACAGUCAAGUCCUGUCCGUGAAGCUGGUAGGACAGCUUUGCCGACAGCGCCUUCAGCGGAUCAUUCGUCGUCCCAGAGCACAGCAAGACCUUCCUCUCGGAGCCAGCUGUACCAACAGCCAAUUGCACCCGCCCCUCCUGACUAUAGGCGACCCGGAACCCCACCAUCGGCUAAGAGCCGCCCUACUGCUGCGCAGCAGAAGACGCCUGCCCAAGGAUCUUCCGGCACUGUGAUAAUGAGUCAGAGCGACGUGGACUUGAGCAAAGACGAGAACAAGCACAUUAAACCUCAUUUCAGUUAUGCUCAGAUGAUAACUCAGGCUAUCAUGAGUACUACCGAGGAGAAGUUGAAUCUGGCUGGCAUUUAUCAGUACAUUACCACCAACUAUGCUUACUAUCGGCACCAACCGCCUUCUGGCUGGCAGAACUCCAUUAGGCAUAAUCUAUCGCUCAACAAAUCGUUUAUGAAAGCUCCGCGAUCGACGGACGAGCCUGGAAAGGGUAUGAAAUGGGAGAUCGUCCCUGAAGCCCGUGAGGAAAUGAUUCGGGUCGCUUACAAAGGUGGACGAGGUGGACAUCGCGGUUCUUCCGCUCCCUCAUCCCCUAGUCAACCUAGCCAGCUGAGUUACAUCACACAUGGACCUCGAGACGUUUCAAAUCGGGAGCCCACAUCAGCACGAAAGCGCAAGGCCUCGCCAAUUGCCUCGCCACCCCCCAAAUCGGCCAUGGCCCUAUCCCAGGUAACAGUAACACCAGACCGUAAGUAUCUACCGACGGGACCGGCGAGCUUCCAAGAUGGCAGCCCGCUUCCGCGACGUAAGCCUCUAAGCGCCGCGGACAGUCUCCCUCAGUCCCCGCCAACUCUAUCGUCUUCGUAUCUCCAGGAUGAAGGUGCUUCUUUUGUUACUCCGGCGCCUCAUCGGGUCCACCCCCGACUCGCGCCCCCAAGUACCGCCCAGAGACCAAGUCAACACAUGCCGACAUCUUCGCCUGCCCCCUUCUGGAAGUAUGCCGACAUCACUAGCACGCCUCUGAAGUCAUUGCAGUAUGACUUGAGUCCCUCAAAGCCUGCGGCCCUACCGGAAAGCAGCAGCCCUCCUGCUGCACAUGACAGAUCGCCUAUAGGUAGCCCGACCAGAUCGACCAGACCCACCCACUCAGAGACGCAGGAGAAAGCUACGGUAGCCGAUGAUGAGGAAGAAGAGGGUGGCUUUGAUCUUACUAAGGGUUUCCAGAGCAUCGGUUCUUAUCAUGCACCUGCCAACUGGAUGAUGUCCCGAACCAAUGGGGGCCGAACAUAA